AUGUCUUUCGACACAAUGUUGUGCUACUCUACCAAGUGUAUACAAAAACAAGCGCACAAAGAAGGAAUAUGGUGCUGCACAUGGGGUGAAAAUCGGAACAGAAAUAAACAGUACAUUAUUACAGGUUCUUUAGAUAAUGGCCUCAUCGCUUGGGAGUGGAUUAAUAGUCAGUUAAAAUGUCUUUAUCAAUUUGAAGGACAUAGAUUGGGUGUUAUUUCGGUUGACAUAAAUUCAACAGGUACACUAGCAGCAUCCAGCAGUCUUGAUAGCCAGAUUUUAUUAUGGGAUCUGGAAACAGGAAAGUUAACAAAAACAUAUGACGGUGAUCCAGCUGAUACCUGGACUGUUGCUUUCUCUCCUGAUUCGCGUUUCCUAGCUACUGGGAGUCAUACAGGCUGUGUAAAUAUGAUUAAUGUACAAACUGCUCAGAAAGAGGGUUCUAUUCAAUUAGAAGGGAAAUUUGUCUACAGCCUUGCUUAUAUCUCUGACGGAUCUAAGCUAGCUGCUGGAACAAUCAAUGGGCUUGUCAGCAUUUGUGAUUUAGAAACAGGGAGUGUUCAAUUUUUGGAUGGACACGCCACACCGGUACGUUCAGUUUCAUUUUCACCAGAUGGACGUCUAUUGGCUUCUGCAUCAGAUGAUAAACAAAUUAAAGUUUUCGAUGUACGCGAUGGUCGACUAGUUAUCCCUAGUUUAAAUGGUCAUAAAGGAUGGGUUGUAUCAGUAGAUUUCGCUUCAGAUAAUCGACAUCUUGUCACAGCAUCCACUGAUUGUUCUGUUCGAAUCUGGGAUUUGGCAUCAAAAGAAGAAAAACAUUGUUUUAAUACACAUGAAGAUCAGGUAUGGUGCGCUCGUUAUAGUCCUCAAGGAAAUAAUAUUAUAUCUGUAGGAGAUGAUAGAUCUAUCAUGAUUUAUCAGUGUGCUUAA
Schistosoma curassoni is the source of this 927-nucleotide messenger RNA. Lineage: Eukaryota; Metazoa; Platyhelminthes; Trematoda; Strigeidida; Schistosomatidae. The record is from the annotation of a GenBank genome assembly.